Messenger RNA from Urocitellus parryii (Arctic ground squirrel), 1437 nucleotides. RefSeq names its product SERPINE1 mRNA binding protein 1 (gene Serbp1). Lineage: Eukaryota; Metazoa; Chordata; Mammalia; Rodentia; Sciuridae. Gene Ontology annotation, cellular component: nucleus; cytoplasm. The record is from RefSeq and is a predicted model, not a curated record. Gene Ontology annotation, molecular function: mRNA 3'-UTR binding.
GCCGGAAGAGAAGACGGCCCCCCUCUCUCGGCCCGGCCAUCUUGUGGGAAGAGCUGAAGCAGGCGCUCUUGGCUCGGCGCGGCCCGCUGCAAUCCGUGGAGGAACGCGCCGCCGAGCCACCAUCAUGCCUGGGCACCUACAGGAAGGCUUCGGCUGCGUGGUCACCAACCGAUUCGACCAGUUAUUUGAUGAUGAAUCGGACCCCUUCGAGGUGCUGAAAGCAGCAGAGAACAAGAAAAAAGAAGCCGGAGGGGGCGGCGUUGGGGGACCUGGGGCCAAGAGCGCAGCUCAGGCCGUGGCUCAGACCAACUCCAACGCGGCAGGCAAACGGCUGCGUAAAGAGUCCCAGAAAGACCGCAAGAACCCACUGCCCCCCAACGUUGGCGUGGCUGACAAGAAAGAGGAAACGCAGCCGCCCGUGGCUCUUAAGAAAGAAGGAAUAAGACGUGUUGGAAGAAGACCUGAUCAACAACUUCAGGGUGAAGGGAAAAUAAUUGAUAGAAGACUAGAAAGGCRACCGCCUCGUGAAAGGAGAUUUGAUAAGCCACUUGAAGAAAAGGGUGAAGGAGGCGAAUUUUCAGUUGAUAGACCAAUUAUUGACCGACCCAUCCGRGGUCGUGGUGGUCUUGGAAGGGGUCGAGGAGGCCGCGGACGUGGAAUGGGUCGAGGAGAUGGAUUUGAUUCUCGUGGCAAACGUGAAUUUGAUAGGCAUAGUGGAAGUGAUAGAUCUUCUUUUUCACAUUACAGUGGCCUGAAGCAUGAGGAUAAACGUGGAGGUAGCGGAUCUCACAACUGGGGAACUGUCAAAGAUGAAUUAACAGAGUCCCCCAAAUACAUUCAGAAACAAAUAUCUUAUAAUUGCAGUGACUUGGAUCAAUCAAAUGCSACUGAGGAAACACCUGAAGGUGAAGAACAUCCAGUGGCAGAUACUGAAAAUAAGGAAAACGAAGUUGAAGAAGUUAAGGAAGAGGGUCCAAAAGAGAUGACUUUGGAUGAAUGGAAGGCUAUUCAAAAUAAAGAYCGUGCAAAAGUAGAAUUUAAUAUCCGAAAACCAAAUGAAGGUGCUGAUGGGCAAUGGAAGAAGGGAUUUGUUCUUCAUAAAUCAAAGAGUGAAGAGGCUCACGCUGAAGAUUCGGUUAUGGACCAUCAUUUCCGGAAGCCAGCAAAUGACAUAACAUCUCAGCUGGAGAUCAAUUUUGGAGAUCUAGGCCGCCCAGGACGUGGUGGCAGGGGAGGACGAGGUGGGCGUGGGCGUGGUGGACGCCCAAACCGUGGCAGCAGGACUGACAAGUCGAGUGCUUCUGCCCCUGAUGUGGAUGACCCAGAGGCAUUCCCAGCUCUGGCUUAACUGGAUGCCAUAAGACAACCCUGGUUCCUUUGUGGACCCUCCUGUUCAAAGCUUUUGCAUGCUUAAGGAUCCCAAACGACUAAGAAAUU